AUGGAGAAGGUGAACAUCGAGCCAUGUGUGAAGAUGGACACCCAAACCCUUGAUCUUCUCAAGAUAAGAGAUGAUGUCACAUGGUACAUAAGGAAGCUAGGCUUGAGCAAGCUCUUCAAGCUAGAAUGUAGCGAUGCCAAUGGGCGCAUAUCCAUCUCAGCUCUAUGCCAACUCUUUGGACUUCCCAAUGAGACAGCACAUGACUUCAAGGAGAACUCAAAGAGGAAACAAGCUGCCUUUGCUGAUUGGACACACUUUGCCAAUGAACCAUUCUUGCCUUCAAGGUCAAAGGUGUCUAGAAUCACUCAUCCAGCCAUUCGCUAUGUGCACCGCCUCAUCUCCACCACUUUCCAAUGCAAACAAGAAGCCAACAAGGUCACAACUGAUGAGUUCUACAUCCUCACCACACCAUUCAUCAAGCAUGAGUACAAGGCCAACCUUGGACUUUUACUUGCCAAGACAUUCAUCAAUGUGAGGAAGCUAGCUCAAGACUUGGAAGGCAACAAGAAGCUUUGUGUUCGUUUUGGGAGGCUUAUCACGGCCAUAGUACUGCAUGUGGGGAUUGACAUUCCCAACUAUGAGCCACUACCCAAGCCAACCCCUUUGGAUCUCCAUGCUCUUCAGCACAUCCACUUCCUAAACCGUUGGACUAAAGACCCAACUCGCCUACGCUCAGGAGUUGUCACUUUCCAGCCCAAUGAGGAAGAGUUCUAUGUUCCAUCAAGUGAGAAACCAUCAUUCCCCAUGCUCACCUAUCGCACACUUCAGCAUGCAGUCAAGACUCAACGCCGCAUCCAAGAACGCCAUGUUCUCACUACUGGCAUGGCUGCGCACCAAGCUCUAGACCGUGUUAACAAGCUGGAGAAGAUAGUGGAAUGCCAAUCUCGCUUCAUCUCACGCCUAGUCCGCGUAGUUCGCCACAUUGCACCGGAGAGACUCUUUCGCCCUUCUUCCACCGCUAGAGAGCCAUAUGAGCCUGACCUUGGUGAGUUCUCACUAGACUCAGAGCUUGGUUCAGAAGGCGAUGACCCCAUAGAUGAGGAAGAGAGUUCUUCUCACUGCCACACAUAG
Messenger RNA from Microthlaspi erraticum, 1071 nucleotides. Lineage: Eukaryota; Viridiplantae; Streptophyta; Magnoliopsida; Brassicales; Brassicaceae. The record is from the annotation of a GenBank genome assembly.